AUGUCACGUGCGACUUCAGGAGUGUUCAAUAUCAAUCUCUUCAAACGCGAAGCUUGCCUUCGACUUUCACAGAAUAACACGCCAAUCCGUGAAAUACGUCUGCGAUGGAGGCCAAAGCAACUGACUUGCGAGUCAGAAACCGACUGUUCACUCGUGACGAUAAUUACAAAAUCAUCAACAGUAAGAGAUUUCCGCACAGUGGUUUCACCAAUGAUCAGGCUCGCCCGGUGCCCUAUGCUGCUAUGCCAAGGAUUUCAACAGAAAUCGAUGGACUUGUGUCUGUACAUAUGCUGGAGCCCGUUGAUCACUCAGAAUGGGCAGCACCCAUUUUCAGAAGAAAAAUGGAUCGAUCCGCCUCUGCGCAGACUACUCCACCGGAGCGAUGCACUGGAACAAAACCAGUAUCCGCUUCCAACCCCAGAGGACACUUUCACGAAACUCAACGGAGGACGCUACUUUUCACAGCUCGACGUAGCCGAAGCAUAUCUCCAAUUGGAAGUGGGCGACGUCUCAAAACAGCUGCUCACUAUCCACACACACCGUGGACUGUAUCGCUUCAACCGACUACCAUUUGGAGUGAAACCAGCUCCUGGUAUAUUCCAACAAUGUAUGGAUGCUCUUAUCGCUGGAUUAGAUGGAACUGCUGCCUAUCUCGACGACAUAUUGGUUAUUGGUAGAACCAUCGGCGAACACAAUGCCCGACUAGAGGCCGUACUCAAGCGGAUUCAAAUGUGCUUUCAUGCAGACGGCGAUCACCUACCUUGGGUUCGUCAUCAACGCACAAGGACGAAGCCAGGUCCUGAGAAGAUCAAAGCUAUCCAGAAGAUGCCCGCUCCGAAGGACGUCAGUCAACUUCGCUCUUUUCUGGGACUCAUCAAUUUCUACGGAAACUUCGUCAAGGAUCUCCACAAUCUACGCGCUCUUUUGGAUACUCUUACGAUAAUGGAUGUUGUCUACACAUGGAUACAGGAGUGCCAGUCUUCUUUCGACAAGAUUAAAGCAAUCCUAAGCUCGGAUCUCCUGUUGACCCACUUUGACCUAAGUCUCCCGAUCAUCGUUGCCGCUGAUGCUUCAAAUUACAGAAUGGGAGCAACCCUUUCACAUCGCUUCGCAGAUGGAUGCGAGAACAUCAUUAAUUACGCAAGCUGUUGCCUGACACAACCACAGAAGAACUACAGCCAGAUAGAAAAGGAAGCACUCGCUCUUAUUUUCGCCGUUUCGCAGAAGUUCCAUCGUUUCAUCCAUGGACGACAUUUCACACUGAGCACUGACCAAAAACCACUUUUGGCAAUCUUCGGAAGGAAGAAAGGAAUUCCGCUUCACUAUCGAAUACAUCAAUAUACAAAGGAUUUUGGCCAAGUGGACGCUCUUUUACGCCUCGUCUCGUCACAAUCAUCGAUACCGGAAGACUACGUGAUCGCCUCAAUUGAUGCUGAUGUCACUUCUGAGUUCUCAGAGAACUGCCGUCAUCUUCCAGUAUCCGCCGAAUCCAUUCGGACUGCUACGCAAGCCGACCGUCUUAUCCAGCUUGUGAUCAACUAUACGAAGUCCGGAAACUGGCCCGAAGUCAACUGCCAUUCUCCUCUGUGGCACUACUACAACCACAGAAAUACCAUGACGACAGUCAAAGGAUGUCUGCUCACUGCAUCCCGCAUAGUGAUGCCGAAAUCACUUCGACAUCUCCUCUCCUUCGUCUGUGUCGGCAUCCACAACAGAGUGUUUGACGGGUCUGAUCAGCGUCUUGUAAAGUCCUCCUUGCCAGGUAAUGUAUGGCGUGAUUCGCUUCCAUUCCUCUUCUCUUUUGCUCAACUCUUCAGCUGUAGCUGCAUCCUUUUCAGCUGCCUGGUGAAGAUCUUUGAGGAUAGCUUCUGCUGA
Messenger RNA from Necator americanus (New World hookworm), 1875 nucleotides. RefSeq lists its product as uncharacterized. The transcript is spliced from 3 exons. The record is from RefSeq and is a predicted model, not a curated record. Lineage: Eukaryota; Metazoa; Nematoda; Chromadorea; Rhabditida; Ancylostomatidae. Bases 1 to 1875 code for a protein of 624 amino acids.